This is a messenger RNA of Pseudovirgaria hyperparasitica, 1038 nucleotides long. Its product is annotated as Clavaminate synthase-like protein. Gene Ontology annotation, molecular function: dioxygenase activity. Lineage: Eukaryota; Fungi; Ascomycota; Dothideomycetes; Acrospermales; Acrospermaceae. The transcript is spliced from 2 exons. The record is from RefSeq and is a predicted model, not a curated record. Bases 1 to 1038 code for a protein of 345 amino acids.
AUGGCUGACACUAUAGACUCUGCGGUGUCCAAAGACAACCUAUUCAUUCCGCUCAUCGAUUUCUCUCACUUCACAUCCGGCACAGCUUCAGAGAAGAAGGCGGCUGCCGACGCCGUGCUGAAAGGCUUCCAGCAAGCAGGCUUCAUCUACCUCAAGAACCAUACAAUACCGCUUCCCGAUGUCGAGAACGCAUUCAACUACUCCGCAAAGUUCUUCGCACGUCCCCAAAGUCAGAAAGACGAGUUGGAAUGGUACAGCCCGGAGGCGAACCGCGGAUACGUCCAGCAAGGGCGAGAGAAGGUCACAGACCUUAUAGAUAAGGAAGACGUUGCAGCAUUGAGGGGAGAUGUACCAGACCUGAAAGAGUCGUUGGAGAUUGGGAGAGAAGGCGAGGAAAACUGCCCAAACAUGUGGCCGGACAAGUUCGAUGAAGAAGGCAAGACCUUCAAGGAGUACAUGAUUGGCUUCCAUGACCAAUGCAAACGACUACACGCUCAAGUGAUGCGCGCCGUAGCUCUGGGUCUCGGAAUCGAAGAAAGCUGGUUUGACAGCUUCACAGACCGUGGUGACAACACGUUGAGACUGCUACACUACCCAGCUGUGGCCAAGGACGUCUUCAAACGGAGCGAUGGGAGGAUGCAGGUGCGCGCUGGCGAGCACUCUGACUAUGGCUCAAUCACCCUACUCUUUCAAGACGCGCGCGGGGGCCUCCAGGUCAAGUCGCCACAGAACACAUUUGUGGAUGCAACUCCCAUACCAGGAACUAUUGUUGUGAAUGCUGGAGACCUCCUCGCGAGAUGGUCAAACGACACGAUAAAGUCCACCAAACAUCGGGUCAUCGAGCCACCACCAAACCCCGACCAGGCCACGCCUGGCGAUAAGUAUCCACCGCGCUACUCGAUUGCUUAUUUUUGCAAUCCAAACUUUGGUCGUACAAUCGAUGCGAUCCCGGGAACAUACGCAGAUGUCAAGGACAAGAAAUACGAAUCGGUCAACAGCGGGGAAUAUCUAGUGCAGCGUCUGACGGCGACAUAUUGA